AUGCUCAGUUCCGAGCCCGAGCUGGAAGAGGACUCGAAGAUCAAGGGCUUCAAUAGCUCCAGCCUGCGGGGCACGCACCAGCAGGAAUACUCGCGCACCCCGGGACCAGCGCACUAUGAGGCGGAGAUCUGCCAAGUUGACCGGGUCAGCCUGGGCGACCCGAGUUUUAGGUCCGCCCUGGAUCGCCUCGAAGGCCUGCGCUCCCGAAACGCGGACGUGCCCGGCCCCGGCAUGUACGACCUCGAGGCACGACGCUGCAGGACGCCCACAGCCCGCGCAAGGCCAGCGCCGCGGCCCGCCCGGAGGGCGCCAGCCUUCAAGGAGACUCCUGGCCUGUUCAUAGCGACCCAGCAGGCUGCCCGUCAGCGAGCUGGCGCUGCGAGGCGCGCGCCGGCACGGCGCAUGAAGAGCUUACUGGCUACGGGGCAUGCUGUGCCUGAAGACGUGGAGGUCUGCAUUUGGAUUGGAACUGACUCCACGCAGGCUCCUGUACGGAGGCAGAAGCAGCUCGGGAAGGUGGUGCACCCGAGCUCCUCCUUCGCCUCAGGCACGCGCCGGGUAACCUCGCAGACGCCAGGUCCUGGACCUGACUUCAUGGGCAUCGAUGAGCCGCGGAUGGCCUCCGUGCCUCGAGCGCCCUUUGGCAGCAGCUCAGACCGGGAGACCAUCUUCUCCCGGAGCACGGGGCUGAGAGAGGAGCCGACAGCCUGGCUCAUGAAUUCGUCCGGACAGCACGGGUCAUGGCCUCAGACCUGGCUCAUGCCUGGGGCCUUUCCGAAAGAUUUCGGGUGA
Messenger RNA from Effrenium voratum, 792 nucleotides. The record is from the annotation of a GenBank genome assembly. NCBI's taxonomy places the organism in Eukaryota, Dinophyceae, Suessiales, Symbiodiniaceae.